AUAAACCCACCCUCCUCCACCACAUUCAAUCCAUCAAUUCUCUCAACUACACAAUGCCUCCUAAAGCUCCCUCAAAUCUACGUCCUGUGCAGAACCCAAAAGUAAAUGCAGUCCGGCCACCACCUGCUCCCAGGCCAGCACCUCGUCCAGUGAAUCCGGCGGAGAUCCGGAAGACCAAGGAGUAUAAGGUUGCUGCGCGGCGAUGGCUGUCCACUAUUGUGGCGUUGCCGAUUGUUAUGUACACGUCUUGGAUUCUGUAUGAGCGAGUCUAUGGGAACAAGAGCCCGCGGAGGUUGAUACCACAACAGCCGUCGCAACAGGACUCGUCUAGUUCUACUUCUUCCUCGUCGACUUCCUCGUAGGGAAGAAUGGUUUUCUAUCGGGUCUUCAGUGGCCAUCUCUUCAAUCUGUACAUAAGACAACUAAAUUAUCGUCUCAUAGCUAC
Molecule: messenger RNA, 445 nt
Organism: Penicillium subrubescens
Lineage: Eukaryota; Fungi; Ascomycota; Eurotiomycetes; Eurotiales; Aspergillaceae
Exons: 3
Coding region: 54-362 (102 amino acids)
Source: RefSeq, a predicted model, not a curated record